Messenger RNA from Topomyia yanbarensis, 1175 nucleotides. RefSeq lists its product as uncharacterized. The transcript is spliced from 3 exons. The record is from RefSeq and is a predicted model, not a curated record. Bases 66 to 902 code for a protein of 278 amino acids. Lineage: Eukaryota; Metazoa; Arthropoda; Insecta; Diptera; Culicidae.
CUCUGUUUAUAUUUUUCGACCUGUCUGCCCUGUCGCCGGGAAAAUCGAAUAGGACCAGCUCUGCGAUGGUCGAAAAAUUAGAUCAUCUCAUCAUAAAAAGUGAACCGUUCUACGCGCUAGAAGAAGCAGAUUUUCUCAACGGGAUAGCCAACUUGCAGCAGGAUGUGGAUUUGAGAACACUUUGCCUGACUCGACUAGGUCUUGGCGAGGAAACCAUAGCUUUGCUGGAAGCCCAACAAAUUGACGUCGAAUGUUUGAAAAAGAUGCGUUUCGAAGACGUCGAUGCCUUAUUCGAGACCCAACCGCUUGGUCCCAAAAUCAACUUCCGCGAAGCACUGAUAUCCUGGCGAAUCAAUAUAGGUAUGCCAAUGAAAAGCCUCCGAACGAUGUCUUAUCGCAAGCGAUCGGCCGAACAGGAACUUUCCCCUACGCGAUCAGUGAGGGGUCUGAACAGUUGCAUCAUUAGUGAACCAAUGAUUAACACUGCCACUGGGGAGAUUCCCAAAGGAAAAGUAGAACUUAGAAUCGACUAUAAAAUGUUUCCCUGGCCAAUGACUCCGGAGGUUUUGAAGGAUAUACUAUCCAGUUGUAGCGUUGGCAGAUUCAUACUGCAUUCCGGGGAGUUGGGCUGCUUGGAGAAAACAUUCCAGGGUCAGCUGACGGCAAUUGUGAUCGAUUACCACAUGGAGUACGAUACGAAGAUCACGGCACAGCAGCUGGAAAACUACUCUCGAUGUAUCACAAUUUUGUUUCCGCAUGAGAAUCAGAGCACGUAUCACAUUCCGCGAGGACCAACGCGGCGAAAUCCCGGCGGAUCUUUAUACUCGAGAUUCAUCAAUCAGAAGAUCAGUAAGAAAGCGAUGGCUAUUGGAAGUGGUUUGGCUGCUCCGUUCCAUGGUUAGAGUGCUUAAAGCGACCCGCAAAUAUGGAACAGUGUGAUACGGUAUUGCUCCUAUUUUAUUUUUAGUUUAUUUAUUUAAGGUCUGACCCAGUAUACUUAUUGAUAAUUGAUAAUAAUAAUAUUAUACUUGAUCCUUCGUGUGUUCGUGAUUUUGCAUUUACUUGAGUUCUGUUUGGACGAUGGUUUUAUUAAUAAAGUAUUAUAAUAGUAAUAUGUUAUAACACUUGAAACAUUUGUGUGUUCAUUAGUUGUCAUAGUGAACAAAGAAAUAUGG